CGUGAUAGGGUGAACGCAACCACUCAACUGGGAACGACCGGGAGAAGGAUUAACCGUGACACCAUUAUGGAGAAGGUCGCCGGAAGCUCCGAACCCCAGGCGGAGCCAGAGGCCGAGGAACCAGAGAAAGUCUAUGGGAAGCCUAGGGAAGAGGAGCCUGCGGACAAGGUUACCGCCGCUAAGAAGAAGUUUAGGUAUCAAAUCCCGAUCUUAACCUUGCAUGAGCUCGACGACACCAUUAGCAAGUUACUAGGAAUCAUGGUUUCGGUGUCUUUUCAGACCAUGCUGCAAGCUAGCCCUAGGGUGCUCAAAGGGCUCAGACAACUGUUGACUCGGAGGCGAGUAGAAAUCGGCGACAACACCGAAUUACCAGAAGGGGAGAGGGAGGAGGAAGCUCCGCAAGAAGUGGCUAACCUUCAGAGGAGUCACGAGGACUUGGAGGAUCUCGAAAAGGCCUUUGCAGAUAUUCGUUUGAGCUUGCCCGACCGAGAGGGCGGCGAAGUCAUGAGAUCGCCACCCGGGACGAAGCUUAGCUUUCAUGCGCUGCCCAUCCCGGAAGGAAGUGUUCGAAAGUACAAGCCGGUAGGGAAGAAAGCAAAACCGGUCUCGAUCCUGCUAGAGACGUCAAAGGAAGAGGUUAUGGAGAAGGAGGAAGAGGUCCUUCGAGUGAUCCGAGAAAGAAGGGCGACGGAGGGACAUCAGAUACCAGAUGAGGUAGCAGACACAAUGAAGAUAGGGAUAGACGGGUUCUUAACGGAAGAAGAAACCCGCCUGAUCAAAAGGACCUGCCAGGAGUUUCACCUGGCAUUUGCCUUAAGUGAUCAUCAGAAGGGACGACUGGAUGCGAAGUUGAUCCCCCCGGUCAGAAUCCACACGGUAGAACAUGAGUGCUGGAAUGACAAGGGGCGAUCCUAUGAAUUUGGGAUAGCACGAGAAGUAACAGACCUCCUCCGAGCAAAGAUGGACUCCUUCGUUGCAGAGCCUACGACAUCACCAUACGCAAAUCGGUGGUUCGUCUUUCGGAAGCCUAACAAGACACUAAGGUGGAUUCAGGACCUGCAGAAGUUGAAUGCGGUAACCAUCCGGGAUGCUGACUCGCUACCUCAGGCUGACUUAUUAGCAGAAUCGCACGCCGGUCAAAGCAUUUACUCCCUGAUAGAUCUGUACUCAGGGUACGACCAGCUUCCAUUGGAUGUUAGGGACAGGUCAUACAUCGCUAUGCACACCCCCGUAGGCCAGCUACAGAUGCAAGGGACACCUAUGGGAUUCACAAACGCAGUGACCGAAGCGCAACGCAGGAUGCUCGCCGUGGCCGGGAACAUGUUCCCAGAAAAAUGUGAACCUUACAUCGAUGACAAUCCGAUCAAAGGCGCGCAGGAGAAGGACGAGACGGAAGUCCAACCAGGGAUCCGACGUUUUGUGUGGGACCACCUGCAGGACAUCAAGGACUCACUCCGACGGUUCCUAGUAUUCAACAUUAUGGCUAGUGGACCGAAGAGUAUUAUAGCAGUACCGGAAGUAACUAUACUAGGAUUUCGUUGCGGUGCUUACGGCAGGAAGCCGGAUCCGACAAAAACCGACAAGAUAUCACAAUGGCCGACACUGUUGCGCACAACAACGGAGGUAAGGGUAUUCCUAGGCGUAGUCGGCUUUUGGAGGAUCUUCAUUAAGAACUUUGCCAAAAUUGCUGAGCCUAUCCGGACUAUGAUCAAGGAAGAAGGAACCAUGGAUUGGAUGGAGGAGCGAGAAGAAGUUGUCCAAAGGCUCAAGGACAUAUUGACAUCUGAGAGAGUCGCCCUGUCCGCGCCUUGUUUUAAUGACGAAGUGGGACGACCCUUCAUCCUAGAGACGGAUGGAGGACCUUUGGUCGUAGGAGGUGUGUUGAUUCAAAGGGAUGAGGGAGGAAAAGAGAGGCCGAUUAGGUUCGAAAGUAGAACCCUGAACUCCGUAGAACGGCGGUACUCGCAAUUCAAGAAGGAAGUCCUAGUCGUCCAUCAUUGCCUUAAGACCUUCCAGGCCUACCUAUUCGGGAGGCGGUUCAUCUUAAGGAUCGAUCCGACGAAUGUCGCAGGGGCUCUAAAGAAUUACAGGCCUAUAGAUCCGACGGUAGGGAGAUGGGUAGGAUUCAUCUGGCAGUUCGAUUACAAGAUCGAACGGAUUGCUGGAAUCCACAACAAGGCAGAUGGGCUGAGUCGGGUUUGCAUCACUCCCGAAGGGAUGGGGGAUGCAGAGCCCAUAGACGCCUUCCUCGAAUACGAAGGAUGGACUCUCGCGGUGGAUAACGAAAUGAUGAGCAAGGGAUGCACAUCGGGAGAACUAUUGAUCCGGACUUUGGAGAAGGGGGCACCUGCCGUAGUAGCAGAACUGGCAGAAGGACCAGUUACCACUCGAGGACGCAGAGAAGAAAAUGACUCAUGGGGAGCGAUAGUAAAACCGAAAGAGGAGCUAAUGACAAUGACGGUUGAGGGAGGCCGGGAGACAGUGAUGAGCUUAGUGGAAUCUUGGGAAAGGAAAGAGUUGCAAUGGGUGGUAAAUCAGAUGCAGGAAAGAAAGGAUGGGGGCAAGGAAGAAGAGGAGUUUUUCUAUGUCCAAUCAUACAAAGGACUCUUUCAGGAGAUCGGGUUGUUGUUGGUAGGAAACAAACAACCUACGGAAGUCAAUAUUAAAGCAAGAGAAGAAGCCGAAAGGUAUAUCCUGGAUGCGCGAGACAACUUGAGUGGGUUCGUGGAGGCAGUCGCCCUCAGGAAAAAGACAGGGAGGAAUGUGGCAGACUCGAUAGAAGACUUCUACUUAAGGCAUCCGUUCGUCAGGAGGUUUAUAGCAGACAAUGGGAUAAAAUUUGUGAACCAAGAAGUAUUGGGGAUGCUUAAGAGACUCUGCGUACCGAUCAAACUCAUCGAGCCGUAUCACCCUGAGGCCAAUGCACCUGUGAAAAGGGGGCACCGAACCUUGAAGAACACGAUUGCAAAGCUCGCAGCAGACCAUCUGGGGAACUGGCCUAGGUAUCUUAAACAGGCUGUCUUUGCAGAGAAUAUGACUCCUAAAAGGACAACAGGAUGUAUCCCGGCAGAGCUUUGGUACGGAAGAGAGAUCGACUUUCUUGUGGAAGCCUUGGUACCUACCUGGAAUAGGUUAGAUGAUGAUCCGCAAAUGACCACUGAAGAGUUAAUCGAGGCAAGAUGUCAACAAAUCCUUAAAAAUGAGGAGGUCAUGGAGGACAUCGCCAACCGGGUGCUGGACAGCAGAAUGAGGGACAAAGCAAGGUGAGACCAG
Molecule: messenger RNA, 3273 nt
Organism: Chara braunii
Lineage: Eukaryota; Viridiplantae; Streptophyta; Charophyceae; Charales; Characeae
Source: the annotation of a GenBank genome assembly